UGCUUUGCGCAUCGAACGGUCGCUCAAGUAAGUCAGCAGGUAUGUUGCUGUGAGAGCGCUUUGUCAGGCGACAUCAAACGCAAGUGAUGCCCGGCGAGUAGGCACAGCCUCCUGUUGCACGCGCCGACAUCACCGAAGCUGCUUGAUCACGAUUCGCAGCCCACACACAUCCCCCUGAGAGAUUGAGCAAGGGGCCCGUGGGUGUCGGUGGCUAGUUGCGCGGCGCCAUGGGGACGCCGUUACACGGCAUGAUGCAGAGCCUGGUGCUGGAGCGCUGCCCCAGCUCGCUAGACAGCCCCGCCUCGGCGCGGCGAAGCGGACGGCGCACCACCCGCUCCGAGCCCUUUUUGAUCGGAGUGGCAGGGGGCACAGCCUCGGGCAAGACCACGGUGUGUGACCUCAUCAUUCAGCGGCUCCAGGAGCAGAGUGUGGUGAUGCUGGCGCAGGACUCCUUCUACAAGAGCCUCACACAGGAGGACAUCGCCAACAUCAAGGAGUACAACUUUGACAAGCCCGAGGCCUUUGACUCUGAGGCUAUAAUGGAGUGCCUGGCAACGCUGAAGCAGGGCAGGCCGGCGGACGUGCCCAUCUACGACUUCACGACACACAGCCGCAGCUCGGAGACGCGGCGGGUGAUGCCCGCCGACGUGGUGAUCAUCGAGGGCAUCCUGGUGCUGCAUAUGGAGGAGAUCCGCGCCAUGCUCAACAUGAAGGUGUAUGUGGACACAGACGACGACGUGCGCCUGGCGCGCAGAAUCCAGCGUGACGUAGCGGUGCGGGGGCGCGAUGUGAUUGGCGUGAUUGACCAGUACACCAAAUUCGUCAAGCCAGCGUUUGAUCAGUAUGUUGCGCCCUCCCGCAAGUUUGCUGACGUGAUCAUCCCAUGGGCCAGGGGCGACAAUGUGGUGGCCAUCGACCUGAUCACCGAGCACAUCCGCAUGAAGCUGCAGCAGCACGACCUGCGCCGCAUCUACCCAAACCUGGAGGUGAUCCCAACCAACUACCAGAUCCGUGGCAUGCACACCAUCAUCCGCGACAGAACCACCCACCACGCCGACUUUGUCUUCUACGCCGACCGCCUGCUGCGCCUGGUGGUGGAGGCGGGGCUGGGCCACCUGCCCUUUGCCGAGAAGACGGUGGUGACGCCCACGGGGCACCAGUAUGUUGGGGUGGACUUUGCCAAGAAGCUGUGCGGCGUGAGCAUCAUCCGCAGCGGGGAGAGCAUGGAGAAUGCGCUGCGGGCCUGCUGCAAGGGGAUCAAGAUUGGGAAGAUCCUGGUGCACAGCCAGCGGCAGGUGGAGCAGGAGAUCAUCUACGAGAAGCUGCCGGCGGACAUUGCGGACCGGUUUGUGAUGCUGAUGGAUCCCAUUCUGGGCAGCGGAACCUCUGCGCUGCGCGCCAUCCAGGUGUUGCUGGAGAACGGCGUUCAGGACAGCAAGAUCCUGUUCCUGACUGUCACCGCGGCGCCGGAGGGCAUCCGCCGCGUGUGCGGCGCGCACCCGCGCAUCAAGGUGCUGACCUCGGAGAUUGAUGAAGGCAUGGAGGAGUACCACGUGGUGCCAGGCGUUGGCGAGUGGGGAGAUCGAUACUUCUGUGAGUGACGUGAAUGAGCGGGGUGCUGCCAGGGCGGCGUGCAAACUAGUGCCUUUGGCAGCGGCAUCACCAAGGCUUCCAACUGCUUGGGGUGCACCGCUCGAAGCAUCGCCAACAUGACCGUUCACAGAACAUGACGGGACUCUCUUCCUGCUUGUUAUUCGACCUGCAUUUUCGCUCCUGCUGGACAGUGCUUGCCUUCCCGCCGCAUCCGCCCGCUGACUUGGCGCGCGCUGUCCUCUGCACAGGGGGAUGGGGGCCAAGCCCCCUUGCUCUCCUUGACCAACCUGCAUCCCUGCUGUUUUACCAGCACUCUCUGCACCCUUUAAGCCCUGAAGCGGA
This is a messenger RNA of Chlorella variabilis, 1935 nucleotides long. RefSeq lists its product as hypothetical. The record is from RefSeq and is a predicted model, not a curated record. Gene Ontology annotation, cellular component: cytoplasm. Gene Ontology annotation, molecular function: ATP binding; kinase activity. Lineage: Eukaryota; Viridiplantae; Chlorophyta; Trebouxiophyceae; Chlorellales; Chlorellaceae. The coding region runs from base 228 to 1601 and encodes 457 amino acids. The transcript is spliced from 16 exons.